Alosa sapidissima (American shad) is the source of this 4392-nucleotide messenger RNA. RefSeq names its product limb region 1 homolog-like protein. NCBI's taxonomy places the organism in Eukaryota, Metazoa, Chordata, Actinopteri, Clupeiformes, Clupeidae. The transcript has 17 exons. The record is from RefSeq and is a predicted model, not a curated record. Gene Ontology annotation, molecular function: transmembrane signaling receptor activity. The coding region runs from base 543 to 2018 and encodes 491 amino acids. Gene Ontology annotation, biological process: receptor-mediated endocytosis; signal transduction.
AAAUAUCACUUUCUUCUGAAGGCAUCUGCAGUAUGAUCACCAUCGUUGCACCCUGAGGUUUUUGGUUUCCUAUCAAGGCAUUCCAUCUGACAGCGACAAGCACCUUAGUUGCACAGGUGUCAUUUUGUGCUGUCUCACUUACUGUAGCCUAGUGUCUAGCUGAUUCCUCGUGGGUGAACAUAACAACGCCAACGAGUCUGAUCACGUUGCAAUAUGUGUCAUGCCUGUAAGUGUUAACAGGACUGUUCCCCGUAAACUGAAUUUGGCUCAGACGAAAUCACGACUGACGUAGUCACCAGCGGUACUGACAAACUCGCUCUACGCCCCCCGCUCAGUAGAUGGCUUGUACAGAUUGUUCCUGAGAGAAGAGUGGCGUGGUGGCGAGGCGACGGAGAAUAUAUCGGGAAGGGCACACAGGAACGUCGCUGCUUAAAACGACCGUCCUCUCAGAGCUUCAGCCGUCUGCAUCACCCAGGCAUUGUGCAUACACAUAUCAAGGCUUUCUUUUGCGCCGUCAAAGAGUGCGACAUGUUUGUCAGAGUAUGGACGGACACGACGUGACUCUCCGCGAACAGAUUUUCCAUGACCGCGUCCGUGAGACCAUUAUUUGUAUUUUCCUCUUCUCGUCUCUCUACAUUGUCUGCUACCUUAUUGUCACACACUACAGGAAGAAUGCAGAGUUUGCUACAGAUGACGACGAGGAUGCCACUGUCAACAAAAUUGCGCUGUGGCUGUGCACAUUCUCACUGUCGGUGUCGGUAGGGGCAGUCAUGCUUCUCCCCAUCUCUAUCCUGUCCAACGAGGUGUUACACACCUUCCCACAGAGCUACUACAUGCAGUGGCUGAAUGGAUCCCUCAUUCAUGGACUGUGGAAUCUUGUCUUUCUCUUUUCCAACCUCUCGUUGGUGUUCUUACUACCCUUCGCCUACUUCUUUACGGAAUCGGAAGGCUUUGCUGGAUCCAAGAAGGGUGUGAUGGCACGUGUGUAUGAGACUGCUGUGGUGCUACUCUUGCUGACGCUGCUAGUGUUGGGCAUGGUCUGGGUGGCCUCAGCUCUCCUGAACGACACCUCAGCCCGAGAGAGCCUAUAUGACCUAUGGGAGUAUUACCUUCCAUAUCUUUACUCCUGCAUCUCCCUGUCUGGAGUCCUUCUGCUGCUGUUGUGUACACCUCUAGGCCUGUCCCGUAUGUUCAGUGUCACCGGGAGGCUUCUUGUAAAGCCACGGCUUCUAGAAGAUGUGGAUGACACCAUGAGUUGUGCCAUCUUUGAGGAGGCCGCGCUCUCCCGGAAACUCAACACUGAAGCAUCUUGUUGGGUGAAUGUGAAUGUAGACCUCCUGAGGAACCAGUUCCUUACCAUUCAGGCACGACGGAUCGCCCUCGAGAUGAGGAGGAGAGCAUCACCAUGGCAGCGUAACCUUGGUUACCCUUUCGCCAUGCUGUUUUUGCUUGCAUUGACGGUGGUGUGUGUAUUGAUAGUGUGUUUCCAUGUGCUGGAGCUGUUGUUUGAUGAGACGGCUUUGCCCCGAGGAAUGGAGGAUCCUUUGCUGGGAGCUGCCUCUUUCUCGAUGUUUGGAUCCCUGGGUGCAGCCGUGCAAGUCAUCCUCAUCCUGUAUCUUAUGGUGUCCUCUGUGGUGGGUUUGUACAGCUCCCCACUCUUCUCCUGUCUACUCCCCCGAGCUCAGGACACCACAUUAACCCAGAUUAUUGCAAACUGUGUCUGCUUGCUGGUUCUGAGUUCAGCCCUGCCUGUGUUCUCCAGGACUCUCGGCAUCACACGGUUCGAUCUGCUAGGGGACUUUGGUCGAUACAACUGGCUGGGGAACUUCCACAUUGUGUUCCUGUACAACAUUCUGUUUGCUGGACUCACAUCUGCCUGUCUCAUCAAUACACUCACGUGGGCUGUGCAGAGAGAACUCAUACGGGCAUUUGGCCUGCAUAAACUGCCUUUGACUGUCUCACGCUCAGCCAUCCCUCUCAAACUUCUUUUAGCGAAUGGGCUCUCAAAGAUUCAGUGAUGAUUCAAUGGUAUUCCCCAUCUCCUCAUUCAAACUAGUUGCCUCCUACCAAAGACUCUUUACCUUAUUGCAGUUGACGGUAGCUGGAUCCUUCAGUUCGUCAAAGACGUUUGACAAUUGGUCAGUUUUCUGACACUUUUGCUGGACCUUUCAUCACAAUCAAGCUGUAGUGCCACUUUAUUUAACAUGUACUGUACCAAAUAUGCAAUAUAUCCUGUACCACAGGGACCAAUCACAGGCUUUGCCCUGACGAUAGGGGUGGCAACUGGAAGCAGCUGUAGCUGGUACUGCAGUUAAUAACUAUUUUGCCAAAAAAGAUUAAUGAAUGUGUAAUGGAGUGAAAUUCAGAUGUGAUAAAGGGACAAUUGCCAAUGUUUUUUUUUUGUUCAUUAUACACUGCUUAUAGUUUCACAAGUUCACAUUUUCCCAAUGAGUGAGAUCUAUGCAAGGUCAAAGAACAGGAUUACCUAUAGUGAAAUGACUUGGACCCUAUAUAAAAGCAAAGAACAAAGAAUGACUUGGAUCCUGAAAUAAAAUGUUGGACGCAACUCUUCUAAGCCUCAGUAAGAGAUAUAAGGGUAAGAGGAUAGAUCAAUAUGGAAGAAAGAGUAGGCAGAUAUAAGUCUCCUAACAAGAGACAUGUUAUACAUGUUGAAAUGUUAGUUGUGAGAAAAAUAAUACUGUGGCUAUGGCCAGAUUGAGUUCCUAAAUGCUCUUAACAAUCUGACAACCAUCAUAAAAAGUCUCUGAUAUUCCCCUGGGCUGUUCAACCUGCAGCUAAAAUUUCAUCAUUAUCCAAUGACUGUAGAAAACAUGGACCGUAUGCCAUCAUGCAUUUACGUUCUGAAGAAAUUAAGCCAAACUUGGUUGGCCAGCAUAGCAUUGGAGCCAGACUGUGCAAUAAGUGCUUUUUGAAGCCAGAGCUUGUGUAGUAAACAGAAAAUUGCUCGUAGUAAAUCUUUGCCAUUUUGGUGGCUUCACUUUAACCAAUCAGGAAACCCCUAUUCCUGCUUUACCUCUAUGAUCGCAGAUGAGCAAGCUUUUGUCUAUUUAGGUCACUAAACUAAAAUGUUGUACACCAGCCCCUGAAUAUUUAUGUUUUUUUUGUUUACACUUGAUUUAUUUUUAAAUGUCUAUUUCAUCCACUUGAUCUUUUUAUUAUUUUACAGACUGUUUUUCCCUCAAUGUUUACUCUCUUUCUUGUUGACCAUUUGAGAGAUCACGAAUAAUGAACAGGUGUAAACAAUCACAGGAGAUAUUCUUACUGUAAAUGCCUUAUAUUAUUUGUCAUUUGACCAUAAUAAUAUUUUUAUCUUGUCUUUACGAUAUAGACAUCUUUUCACUGUUCAAUUAAUGUAAUAAAAGGUGUCUUGAGACCAAAAAUUGGUCAAAUACAGUGAAUGAGACCAAUUGAAACUACAAAAACGUUUACAGUUUGAGUGGGUAUGUAUAAGGUUUCUCUGUAUAGUUUUUUAUUUGUGUUUAUGUGCCUCUCUCACUCUACAUCUAGAGUGUCCAGUAUUUGUGUUCCUAUAUGUAUCUGAUCAUUUGUGUCUGUGUGUGGACAUUACGUGCAAUACCAUUUCAUAAAGUAGUGACAAUCAAUAUUUAGUGCAUGCUAAAGGAAGGAAUUCCUUUAGUGCAUUUCUGUUCAUCUAUGAGCCUCCACCUUUCUUUCAUGCAUUUAUUUAGAAAUAUGAGGUCACACUCCUUUUUCUAUGCAUUUAUGAAUUUGUGUACACAGAUUUAUCCAUAUUAAUGUUCAUUCAUUUGCUAUAAAGUGUUCAACAAUUAUAACGGUAACUAUAAUCUCACAUCUCAAGAAAAGUUGAGUGACUGUUGACAAUGUGGUGACGUCAACUUUUUACUAGAAGCUACUAUUGUUCCAUAAAUUACUAAAUGUAAACAGUUCUACGUGUAGGAAAUACUCCAGAUAAAAAUCCUCACAUAUCGAAAACCAUAAACAUUUUCCUUGUGAGGUGACAUAUGGAAGAGUGUUUUCGAUUUUAAGUGCCCCAUAAAACAAUUAUCAUUGAAAUAACUUUUUGUUAAAUAACAUGUUUCUUCAGGCUCUCAAUGAAAAAUAUGUCCAAAUGUGAUUUUUGGAUUUCUUGCAUAGGUUAAGUGUGAGUGUUGUCGAAUGUUCAAAUGUCCACUUAUAGCAAAGGCGGAAGGUUCAACUAUCUCUCAACUAUUUGUGCAGUUUUUAAAGUGGGACAUCAAAACUUUGAGAUGGUGUUUUGCUGUUACAGUUUACUUAGAAUAAUGAAUGGAAAGUAUCCUGUAGAAAUGUGAGUAAUGUGUCUGUUGUCUUUGAGUGUGUGUUAAAAGCUGGAAAAAAACAUGGAAUGUUCAUUAAACAUCCUUUAGCCUA